CUCAGCUUGAAUGUAGGUAGGCUAGCUGCGUCCAAUGCUCUGUCAACUCCCAAGUAGGUGAACAGAAAGUAGGUAGCAUCACCACCAAACUAGCGGCGCCAUACACCUUACAGUUGCGCCAUUGUGCUGGAUAGGAGCUCAUUUCGGUGUUGUGGGUUACGGCGGUGCAGCGAAUGCACACUGAUGGCUGCCCAAAGCUGUACCGCAUGGCACAGCGCCCACAGCACUGCUCUCGAUAUCUCCUGUGCUCGUAAGCCUUUUGGAGAGGCCAGAACAGGAGGUGAAUCUUUGAGCCACUCGCUGUCCUUGCGGGCUGGAGCUUCUGAGGGCCGGCAGCACGCUCAAGCAGGACCGGCCCGCAGGAGUGGUGCUGCCAGUCCGCACAUCGUGUCCAGCAGCAAGUCAUGCCUGCUCGCUACUGGUCAGCAAUGCUGGGGGAAGCGGGCCCAGCCGGUUAGGCACAGGUGCGGUGGGCGCAGGAGAGUAACGUGCAUGGCACUAGAUGUUGGAGGAGUUUCUCCUGCCGCUCUGGCUGGGGCACUCUCAAUUGCUGGAUUUGGGGUCCUGAGAGCUGCGGUCUACUUUCGGAUGCAGUACAUCACCGCUGCCAUGGUGGCGCGCCACGUCCCGCGGGGGGGCGCACGCCUGGUGGACCUGAGCCCCAAGGAUGCAGCUGGGCGCAACCUGUUCUACCUGCCUAAGGAUGCCGUCCAGGUGACCGUGUUUGACGGCGCAGACAAGGGGGCAUACCUGCAGGAGCUAGGCAUUCGUGCUGGCGUCCCCGUGGACGUGCGCCCCGUGCCGGCUGCCCGCAUGAACUUGCCCCCCGCCAGCGUGGACGCAGUGGUGUGCGUGUACGGCCUCAGCACAACCAGGGAUGCAGCGGCGGUUCUGCGCGAGGCAGCCCGCGUGCUCAAGCCCGGCAAGCCGUUCAUCUUCGUCGAGAACGUUGCCUCCGCGAACGGUGUGGUGCGCGGCUUGCAGGCGGGCCUGGCCGCUGUCCACCGUGCCACGGGGUGGGGGGCAGCCCCCGACAAAGACUCGCUGCGAGACGUACAGGCCAUCAGCGAAUUUGAGGACAUCCAGGUCGAGCGGAUAUGGGACUGGCAAGACCCACAUGUUGUGGGCGUCGCCGUCAAGCGGGCAGCUCCCGUGUUGACGCAGCCGGCAGUCUCUCCGCUGGAGAAGAGGGUCGAGGCGCUGCCCAGCAUGAGGCGGCGGAAGCGAGGAUAGCAAGCACGGGGAACUCCAUCCCCGUUCCACGUUGAUUACUAGAGCAGCCGCUUAGGCAAGCUGCAUGCGGGUUGAGAUUCGAACGUUGUCAGGCUUCCCGGGAGACUUGUCAAAUCCACGCGAGCGCGCUGUGCGUUUUGGCAAUCAUUUAAUUGGUUGAUCCGAUCCAAUUGCUCUCGAUCUUCUCGUGCAAUUCGACAGAAAAGCCAAUCUUUUGCCGUGUCCUCUUGAGCGAGGGUCUCAACCAGAGUCUGUGACGGUCGUCGGGUGCUCAACGUUUCUCUCGAGCAUGUUGGACGGCUAGGCGCAGUUUUCCCACCGGUUGGACGCAGGCUAAAGACGCGAGAGGAGCCAGAAUGAGUUGUGGGCCCUGCCCAUUGAUGUGGCGCUUGUGCUCGCGGUUUAGACUUGUCUGGAGCCCCCGAAACUGGUUAUCACAGCGCCAGGACGUUAAUCACAAUUGGCUAUGCCAGACAAAGGGUCCAUUGUUUCGGUUCUGUGGUUUGAGGACUAUUUCGUUGUGACAUUGGUUGGAUAUUUUGACAGCAACAUGGAAAUCGAAUCAUUAAUACCGCACCCAAGAACCAAGU
This is a messenger RNA of Klebsormidium nitens, 1823 nucleotides long. Lineage: Eukaryota; Viridiplantae; Streptophyta; Klebsormidiophyceae; Klebsormidiales; Klebsormidiaceae. The record is from the annotation of a GenBank genome assembly.